This is a messenger RNA of Phaethon lepturus (White-tailed tropicbird), 1390 nucleotides long. It is a transcript of the gene CARD9, whose product is annotated as caspase recruitment domain family, member 9. The annotation marks the transcript as partial. The record is from RefSeq and is a predicted model, not a curated record. Gene Ontology annotation, biological process: regulation of apoptotic process; positive regulation of canonical NF-kappaB signal transduction. The transcript has 9 exons. NCBI's taxonomy places the organism in Eukaryota, Metazoa, Chordata, Aves, Phaethontiformes, Phaethontidae.
AAGAUGUGGGAAGAAGAUAAUGACGAGACAUGUUGGAAUAACCUGGAGAACUUCCGUGUGAAGCUGAUAUCUGUGAUAGAUCCUUCCCGUAUAACACCCUAUCUUCGCCAGUGCAAAGUGAUCAGCCACGAUGAUGAGGAACAAAUUCUUAAUGACCCCAGCCUGGUCAUGCGCAAGCGGAAAGCAGGUGUUCUUCUGGACAUUCUUCAGCGAACAGGACACAAGGGCUUUGAGGCAUUUCUGGAGAGUCUUGAGCUUUAUUAUCCACAACUGUAUAAGAAAAUAACUGGCAAGGAGCCCAGCAGGGUUUUCUCUAUGAUUAUAGACACCGCUGGGGAAUCCGGCCUGAGCCAGCUCUUGAUGAAUGAGAUCAUGAAGCUGCAGAGCACCGUGCAGGAGGAGCGGCGGAAGGCCCAAGAGCUCACCAUGUGGCUACACACCAAAGAGGACACAAUCAGAGAGAUGUGGGUGAGGGACAGCCUGCUCCGCAAGCACCAAGAGCGGGCGCAGAAGAUGAAGGAGGAGAGGGACAGCCUGAGCAUGGAGCUGCGGAAGUGCAAGGACGAGAACUACAACCUGGCAAUGAGCUAUGCCAAACAGAGCGAGGAGAAGAGCACUGCUCUUAUGAAGAACCGGGACCUGAUCCUAGAAAUCGAUCACUUGAAGCACAGCCUCAUGAAGGCUGAGGAUGACUGCAAACUGGAGCGUAAGCACACGAUGAAACUGAAGCACGCCAUAGAGCAGCGUCCAAGCCAUGAGGUGAUGUGGGAGAUCCAGCAGGAGAAGGAGUUGCUCUUGGCCAAGAAUCAGGAGCUGGAGAACACUCUCCAGCAGGUUGCCAGGGAACAGAAUUUGGAGAAGAGCCUCUCCAGUGAGACUCUGGAGAAUGACUGUAGCCAGAUACUAGAAGAACGCCGGGAGCUGAUGAACACCAUUUACAGCCUUCGCAAGGAGCUGCAGCGAGCCGAGGUGCUCCAAGACAAAUAUGCAGAGGAAAAAGAGAUGCUUGAACUACAGUGCACAUCUCUGAGGAAGGACUCCCAGAUGUAUAAAAAACGGAUUGAAGCUGUCUUGCAGCAGAUGGAGGAAGUGGCUUUGGAAAGAGACCAGGCACUCCUGACCCGAGAACAGUUCUAUACACAGUACUCCAAGAACCUGGUUGAGAGGGAUGCUUACCGCAAGCAGAUUCGGGAGCUGGGAGAGCGAUGUGAUGAAAUGCAACUGCAGCUCUUCCAAAAGGAAAGUCAGUUACUGGCUACUGAAGUCAAGAUGAAAAGAUUGCAACUGGAGUUACCCACACUGACCUCUGACCUGGAUGAUACCUCUUCCAGAGAUUCUCAAGAACUUACUCUUCACGGUCAUCUAGAUGAAGAUACACAACCGACUAAAA